AUAAAAACGUGCGUUGGUACUUGAUUGGAAGCUUAAGAUGACUAAGGAGUUAGAAACUCUCAUGGGGAAAGUGAGAGGUUUGAGCCUUCUAUCUCUUGGUGGUUGCUUCGAUGGCUGCUAUGACCACACUCAAGCCUAUGGAUUAGGGACAAGGAUCUGGAACUUCAGUGAUCGACCAGUGGAGCUGCAGAUAAGGGUGGGAUCAAUACUGAAGAAGGUUCACACUUUGAAGCCAGGGUCAUGUAAGAGGCUGAGAAGUAAACGCAUAUACAAGGCAUAUAUGCCUGGUAAGAGUGGCAAUGAUGGUGGGGGAUUGAAGAGUUUGCUGUAUUACUAUGAUGAAACUUGCCACCCUUAUGUUUGGAUUCAUGACAUAGGGGGUGGUUCCAUGAGGAUGGUUAAACAGCAGUAUAUUAGCCUUGAGAAUUUGAGGGAUUCUUCUGAGAUCAGGAUCUUGAGGGAUCAGCAAAGAGGUUGCAUUUCAGUUCUCAAGAGAACUAGGCCAGAUUUCUGCAGCAAAGAAAGACAUCAUUUUCCCUCACAACACGCAUCCGAUUCGGAGCUACCUCUUUUUUGUUUCAUCUUCUUCUUUCUUUCUUUGUUUCUGAUUCUGAUGGGUAUCUCAUGGAGUGGCAGAAGAAGAAACAAUUACCUCCAAAACCGACCACCACCUCCACCCCCUUCUUACUACUACCAUACAGAAUCCCACCCUGCACCACCACCGCAGCCGCAAGGUUACUUUCUCCCUUCAGCAACCCCUUACGCCCCUCCCCCUCCCAUGCCGCCGCCGCCACCACCACAAACCCACUCAAUUUCUUUCUAUUACAGCUCCAACCCCAAUUCCUACGGCACUCCCACUCUCGCCCCUCGCUUUCACUACCAGCAGCAUUACUACCACCCCCAGCCCCAGCCCCAGCUCGCCGCGUGGCCCGUCCCUCGUCCUGCUGCCCCCACUCCUCCGCCCUACGUCGACCACCAGACCGCCAAGAAGAUAAGGAACUACGUCAAUGUCCACAAAGACACCCUGCGCCUCGAGGUCGACGACCAUAACCCCGAUCUUCAUCUUCUCUCCUUCGUUUUCGAUGCUGUCUACGAUGGCAGCAUUACUAUCUUAUACUUUGCCAAGGAAGAAGAAAAAUGUAGGUUUGUUCCAUUAUAUCCCGAGGCAUUUCAGCCGGUCAGAAUCCCCUUUCAGAAAGGAGUUGGCCAGAAAUUUGCUCAGCCUUCAGGAACAGGAAUUGACCUAGGCUUCUUUGAGUUGGAUGAUCUUUCAAAGCCCUCACCUGGAGAAGAUGUCUUUCCUCUAGUAAUAUGUGCUGAAACAAGUUUGAAAACUACCUCAGAAGAUGAAACUCCUGGUGAUUCCUUGCUAGACGCAUCCCCUCACAUGCAAAUAACUCAAGGUGUCUUAGAGAAAAGUAAUGGUGCUGGUCCAUUCCUAAUAAAAGUAGUUAAGCAGAUUUUGUGGAUUGAUGGUGUUCGUUAUGAGUUGAGGGAGUUAUAUGGAAUAGGAAACUCAUCCGCAGCUGAUUUUGAUGACAAUGAUCCUGGGAAGGAGUGUGUCAUAUGCAUGACUGAACCAAAGGAUACUGCUGUUUUACCUUGUCGACAUAUGUGUAUGUGCAGUGAGUGUGCAAAUGCUCAUCGACUUCAAUCCAAUAAAUGCCCUAUAUGCCGUCAGUCUAUUGAGGAACUUAUAGAGAUCAAGGUGAACAAUGGCGAUCAUUGAGAUUUUUUCCUUCGGAUGCUAAGUUGCAUGACAGUCCCAAUAAAUUCCUUUUAAGAAAAUUCACCCCCUUUUUACAUGUCUGCAGUCAGCUAUUAUAUAGCAAUUUGUUUUUUUCUUUUUUGUAAAUUGUAGUCAAUAAUCUGUUUAUAGAUUUUGUGUGAUGUGUUUGAGGGAAAAUUAGAUCAUUAGUGAUCGAAUGUUUUUCCUCCCGUAUCAUCUAUUGUACAGGUGAUCAUUUUUCCAUAGUUUUUGUCUUAAUGGUGUUUAAGAGAUCAUUUACAUAGUAAUUUGCCAAACAAGGGAGAAAUGAAAUAACACCUGGUUUGAUGCAUAAUGGAUUAUGUUUGAAAGUUAUCUCA
Messenger RNA from Glycine soja, 2088 nucleotides. Its product is annotated as probable E3 ubiquitin-protein ligase LUL4. The record is from RefSeq and is a predicted model, not a curated record. Bases 38 to 1729 code for a protein of 563 amino acids. Gene Ontology annotation, biological process: protein ubiquitination. The transcript is spliced from 4 exons. NCBI's taxonomy places the organism in Eukaryota, Viridiplantae, Streptophyta, Magnoliopsida, Fabales, Fabaceae. Gene Ontology annotation, molecular function: ubiquitin protein ligase activity.